UGUUAUUUCUCGUACAUCUCUAAGAAAUCAAGAGUUCAAAGACAUGCCUGAGUUUAUGCAUUCUUAAACACUCUUGGAUAUGAAUGUACUGCUAUAUUCUGAGAUUCCUGUUCUAUUGAAGAAACCCAAAAUUUUCUUUUCAAUCAAACCUCGCUCUCUCUUGUUCUCUACCUUGACUGGGGAGAACCCGCCAUUUUAUAUACCUUCAUUGUCUGUAAAGCUUGCUUCUUCUCUUGAAAACUGUUCAGACACAAAUUCUCUGAAGAAGCUACACGCUUGCAUAUUAACACGCGGGCUUGAACACGACUCAUCUUUGGGCUCCAAGCUUCUCAAUAGCUACGCCAAGUUCGACCUUUUAGCUGAAUCGAAAUGGAUAUUUCACAGAAUUAGCGACCGCGAUUUUUCUAUUUGGAAUCCGACUUUUGUUGGGUAUUUUAGAGCGUUUCACUACGAUGAAGUCCUAGGGUUGUAUGUAGAAUUGAAGAGAAGGAGCAUCGGUAUCUAUGGCGCAGCCGUAACGUUUACGGUGAAGAGCUGCGGCGUGUUGGGCGACUUGAAAUUUGGGAGAGCUGUGCAUUUGGAUGCUGUGAAGCUCGGGCUGAAUACAGAUGAAAAUGUAGGGUCGUCGCUCGUUAAACUGUAUUCCGAGCGGGCUGCCAUUGGGAAUGCAGCUAAGGUGUUCGACGAAAUAACUGAGAGAGAUGUUGUUGUGUAUACUGUGAUGAUUAGCGGCUAUGCUCAAGGUGGUGAUCGGUAUGCCUACGAGGCAUUCAGAGUCGCACAUGAGAUGCAGAGGGAAAACAUUGAACCAAAUCGUGUUACUUUGGUUAGCUUACUUCAAGCAGCAUCUUCCAUGGGAGCACUGCAAGAGGGAAAUGCAGUUCAUGGGUAUGCUCUCAGAAGAGGGAUCGAUUGUUCGAAUGAUGUUUUUGUGACAACUCUGAUGGACAUGUAUAUAAAGUGUGGUGUCCCAGAUAAGGCCACUGCAGUCUUUGUGAAUACUAGAACGAGGAGUAUCGGUUCCUGGAACGCUUUGAUUGGUGGUUAUCUUAGGUUAGGGCAGUCUUUGGAGGCUCUGGAGCUUUUUGUUCAGAUGAUGACAGAAAACCACAAGCCUGAUUUGAUUGCUAUAGCGAACGGGCUGUCAAGUUGUGGUGAUCGACAGUACUUGCGUGGAGGAAAGAGCCUCCACGCUUACAUACUCCGAGCUGGAUGUAAGCUUGAUCUUGUUGCUACUACUACUCUAAUGGAUAUGUACUCAAAAUGCAAUUGCGUGAUCCAGGCUGAAGCAGUAUUUGAUAGAACAGAGCGCAAGGAUGUCGUCCUGUUUAAUGUGAUGAUAGCUGGUUAUCUUCAAAAUCGACUUCCCAAUCAGGCUGUGAAGUUAUUCCAUGAAAUGCUGCGGAUGGGAUUUCAACCAAACAUAAGCACGAUAAUCAGUGUACUCUCUGCAGUUUCUGAUCUGAAAGAUGCAAUACAAGGAAAUGGCAUCCAUGGGUUCCUGCUGAAACGCGGGCUUCAAUCCAACACUGAAUUAGCUAAUCAGCUCGUUGAAAUGUACGCAAGAUGCGGUGUCAUCAAAUCUGCAAGACAAGUAUUUGACAGGAUCGAGCAUAAGGACGUUGUAUCAUGGACAUCAGCCAUCAUGGGCCAUGUUAACAAUGGCGAGGCUGAGGAAGCCGUGCUCUUGUUCCAUCUGAUGCAAAGAGAAAAGAUAAAUCCCGAUUCCAUCACAUUAGUAGGUCUGCUCCAGGCAAUCGCUCAGCUUGGAUGUUUAAGCUUCGCGAGAGAAACUCAUGGGUGUGUCCAUCAGCUGCUAAGCGUGCAAAAGGACACACACCUCGUUAAUUCUCUGAUUAUUGCCUAUAGCAGAUGUGGAGAUUUAAGUGCAGCCAGGCUUUUGUUUGAGCGCAUGCCUGAACGCGAUCUGGCAUCAUGGAACACAAUGAUAUCUGCAUAUGGUGCACACGGGGACUGUGUCCAGGCGCUCAACUUAUUCAACCAAAUGAGAAAAGAUGAGAUUGAGCCUGAUAACUACACAUUUACAUCACUACUAUCUGCCUGCAGCCAUUCAGGAUCAUUAGCAGAGGGUCUGUCCAUUUUCAGGUUGAUGAUUGAAGAACACACAGUUGUCCCAACAGACGAGCAUUUCGGGUGCAUGGUGGAUCUACUAAGCCGAGGAGGGCGGCUCGAGGAAGCAUAUCAUCUUCUGAACCACGCGCCAUUGAGAGAAAACGCCUCGGCAUUAGGGGCUUUCCUUGCUUCAUGCAUGGUUCACAGAAACGCGAAAAUGGGUGAAACUGCAGGGAGACAGCUCCUAGAUUUAGAACCUGGAAAUCCAAGUGCUUAUGGUUUGGUAUCAAAUUUGUACGCUGGACAAGAGAAGUGGGAAGAAGUAGCACAGAUGGGAACCAUGGCGAAGGAGAAAGGUCUGAAAAGAGUUUCAGGACGUAGCAUCAUAGAGUACACGGUUUAGGAUGGAACAUCAAUACUUCAUCCCUCUCUUUUAUUGUCAAAAUUUUAAUGAUAUUCUUUCCCUGGAAGGGCUAGCGCAGGGGUUCGCAGGAUCAUCGGGGGGCGUUGGAGGGUUGAUUUCUUCUCUAAAAUCGAUCUCAUGACAGCUUUACGGCAGAACUAUGGAGCGUUCAUAACGGUUGAAGUGGAGUUAGGCUCGAAGGCAAUGGUAAAAAACCUUCUUAACAAGAUGGGCAACCUAACCAGGAAGUAGAAAUAAAGAAAAGAGAUCCGUAUGGACAAUUCAGUUGGUCAUAGGGGUGAAGUUUGAAAAGAAAGAUCAGAGAUCGAGUUUCACCCACGACAGUGUGAGAGAAAACAACCUCUUAAAGUGAGGAAUUUUUUAUGCACAGUAAACAAAUGUCUAGCUUCUGUGUUCAACUAAGGGCGGGGCACGGGGUCCCUUGAGAUUGGGAAUUCAACCUUUUAGGGGAGAGAGAGAAAUAAAGAAAAGAAGAUCUAACUCUAGUCAAAUUGGUCGGCGCGUUAGCUUGGUAACAAUAACGCUUGGAUUUACUCAAACACACUUGGAAGCACAUAAUGUAUAGAAGUUAUAAAGUGAUGACGCAUUCACUUAUGUAUAGACGGUGCAAUAACACAUCUAAGGCAUUUAGGGGCCUUUUAUUAGUA
Ipomoea triloba (trilobed morning glory) is the source of this 3144-nucleotide messenger RNA. Its product is annotated as pentatricopeptide repeat-containing protein At2g03380, mitochondrial-like. The transcript is spliced from 2 exons. Gene Ontology annotation, biological process: RNA modification. Bases 80 to 2476 code for a protein of 798 amino acids. The record is from RefSeq and is a predicted model, not a curated record. Gene Ontology annotation, molecular function: RNA binding; protein binding. NCBI's taxonomy places the organism in Eukaryota, Viridiplantae, Streptophyta, Magnoliopsida, Solanales, Convolvulaceae.